AUGUGCUACUAUCUUCCCGUCAACUCACUAACUUGGAUAAAACCAAGCUAAAAUCCAAACACGCCUUAAAUUUUUACUGGGAUUUAAUCCAAGGUUAUAUUAUAAAAGCAGCAAAGAAAUUUAUUCCUGUUCACCACUCUUCACAACAUGCAUGUGACCUGAGGCCUAAAAUACUUAAAAAAGUUUACCAGCAAUUAUUAACCAUUCAAAAACUUGAAAAACUUUCAAAAAAAGCUUUACAUUCUGUAAUUAUUUCGCCAACCUGGACCUUCUUGUAUGAAAAAACAUCUGGUUUCUCAGCACAAUUUGCUAUUACUCUUCCACCGUCCAAAGAAGAAGAUCAUAAAGCUUAA
Messenger RNA from Funneliformis geosporum, 353 nucleotides. NCBI's taxonomy places the organism in Eukaryota, Fungi, Glomeromycota, Glomeromycetes, Glomerales, Glomeraceae. The record is from the annotation of a GenBank genome assembly.